This is a messenger RNA of Rhagoletis zephyria (snowberry fruit fly), 949 nucleotides long. RefSeq lists its product as uncharacterized. The record is from RefSeq and is a predicted model, not a curated record. NCBI's taxonomy places the organism in Eukaryota, Metazoa, Arthropoda, Insecta, Diptera, Tephritidae.
CUUCAACUCGCCAUUAAAGUAUUACAACAAAGCAAAAAUAAUUUCCUUAAUCCUCACGCUGCAUCAUAUUUUUAAAGUAUGCAAAAAUAUCUUCUCAACAGUAAACAAUUCUCUGGUAAAGAACAUUCAGCCAAAAACAAUGCCAUAAAAAAUGGUCUAAGUACGGCAAGUAUGCAAAUUUUAAAAAGCAGUAAAUCUCGAAACUCUACCAUAAUAUUUACUGCUCUAUAAAUUCACGCAUAAACAUAAAAAUAGCAAAUCUAUCAAGUCCUGCAAUUGAACUCUAACGCAAAGGCAACUACAACUCUAAAUAUUGCUCAGUAUAUUUCGUACGACGCCAACAUGUCCUGUCAAGCAUCUACUCCUUUGUGGCUUCUCCUCAUCGCUUUGGUUUGCAUCCUCAACAGCCAGUGCACGCUCUCUUCGCGUGCACGUACCAGUCCGUCGACAAUGGGACGAAAAAUCGAAGAAGAAAAUGUUCUAUAUCUUAUGGAAGGACCUCCCAUAAUUUCCGAAUCCCUCCAGGGCACAUUGGGUCAAUUGCCCUGCAAUGUGACGCCGCCCAUUCUGGACGAUCGCCUUGCACUUGUAAUUUGGUUUAAAGUGGGUCUGAAGACGCCUAUAUACAGCGUCGAUACGCGCGACUCGAGCUACACGGAAGGCACUCACUGGUCCGAUGAAUUUUAUCGCGAUCGUUUGUCCUUCACCGUGGAAGGAGGUACAGGAACAUUGGAAAUUGCGAAAACGCGGCCGGAGGAUACUGGCGAGUACCGUUGUCGAGUCGACUUUCAAAAGAGUCCGACGCGCAACUCGAAAGUGAAUUUAACUGUCAUAACACCUCCUGAGUCAAUAAUAAUUCUGGACAGUAAAGGGGCGACGAUAAAAGAUUACAAAUUGGGUCCGUACAACGAGGGAUCAGUCAUCAAUAUAACAUGCGUAGCGGUUGGAG